AUGCCAGGUCGUCGGUCUCGCGCUUCGGGCGCACCCGAAUCCUACGAGCUUCCUGCCUCGCCGCCUUCUGCUGCUGUCGAGCAGCCUCUGCUCAACAGCGACAACUCGUUCGCCACAGACGCUGACACAAGCGGAGAUGCAUCACUUCAACGAAUCUCGCGCCCACGAUGGAGCCGCCAGGGUUCUCGUCACUCUCCGGAAGAGCGCGCCCACGACGCCAUGUUCACCUCGAAUUCUGCUUACUUCGAUCGUAGUGCAUCGCCAGGCCACCCAAUGCCCAUCCAAGAAAGACCCUUCAAACCCCCCAAUGUUGGCUACUCCAGGCCAGUAUCCGCAGCCAGCUCUUACAUGCUAGGUGCUCGCCGUCAAAGCGACUACGACUCGGUCUACCAGCUUUGGCGCCAAAGCGGCACCGCAAGCAUCUACGAGGACUUCCCCGACGAGAGCACCGCCGCCUUCCCGGACCACAGGCGAUCGAGCUCGGCGAUGGACCUGGAAAAGAUCGAACAGUAUCGUGCCGGCGGUCUAGAUCCAAAAGCACCCAAGCCGAUGAAAGCUCAGCAACAGAAUCUUUACAAGGCCGAAGCAGGCGCAAAAGGGCCCAAAGACUAUCGUGCUGUCGGUCUUGCCAAAUAUGGCAAAGGCAAAGACCAGCGCAUGUCGCCCAAAAAGAAGCUUCUCAUUCUUUUCGCAGUCGCUCUUGUCAUUUGCCUCCUCACCGUGGCCGUGGUCGUUCCUAUCACGCAGAUCUUGCUCAAAGAAGACAGACCCAAUCGAUCUGGUGCUGCCUCGAACGCCAACGGCUCCGAUCAGGGCUCCGGAACCCCUGGAACAGCCAGCAACGGCCCGCAGGACCCGGUAACACAGCAGGAGAUUGCCGUAUGGGGUACCAAUGGAUCCGUCAUCGACCUCGGCAAUGGCAACAACUUCACCUACAUCAACAACUUUGGCGGACGAUGGGCCUCGCAGCCACUCAACAACACCGCUCAAGCCCAGAACUAUACUCCACCACUCGAUCAGGAGUUCGACUACGCUCGCAACAGAAUGCUCGGUGUCAAUCUCGGCGGUUGGCUCGUCACCGAGCCUUUCAUCGUGCCUGCUCUCUACGAGCCCUACGCCAACACUUCGAAUCCCGUCCUUGACGAGUUCUCCUUGUCCCAGAGGUACAUCUCCGAAGGCGGCGCCGACAACUUGCGACAGAAGAUGACCGAGCACUAUGACACCUUCAUCACCGAGCAGGACUUUGCCAGCAUCGCCGCUGCUGGUCUCAACUGGGUGCGACUGCCCAUCGGCUUUUGGGCAUUCGAGACGUACGCCAAUGAGCCCUACUUGGAAGGAGUCUCCUGGAACUACGUGCUCAAGGCGAUCCAGUGGGCGCGCAAAUAUGGUCUCCGCAUCAACCUCGACCUCCAUGCCGUUCCUGGCUCGCAGAAUGCCUACAAUCACUCUGGCCGUGUUGGCUUCAUCAACUUCCUGCAAGGGCUGAUGGGCCGAGCCAACGGGGAUCGCACGCUCGACUACAUCCGACAGGUCACCCAGUUCAUCAGCCAACCCGAGAUCCGCAACGUCGUUCCCAUGUUCAGCGUCAUCAACGAGCCCUACGCCAUCACAAUCGGACAGUCGGCGCUUCAAUCGUGGUACUCGCAGCUUUACUCUACCUUGCGCGCCAUCACUGGCACUGGUGCCGGCAACGGCCCUUACAUCACCAUCCACGAUGGCUUCCUGCCGCUCAACUCGUGGCAAGGCUUCUUGAGUGGUGGCGACCGUAUCGCAUGGGACACGCAUCCUUACCUCUGCUUCGGCCCACAGAACACGGAUCCGUGGGAUGUACAGAUCCUCAAGCCGUGCCAGCAAUUCAGGCCGCUCCUCGAUAAUGCUCGAGCCAACAUGGGCGUCGCCAUGGGAGGAGAGAUAUCGCUGGCCAUCAACGACUGCGGUCUUUUCUUGAACGGUGUUCGCGAUGGAACUCGCUACGACGGCACCUACUCGGGCCCUGCUGCAGGGAACUACCCCAGGAUGGGAUCAUGCCAGCAGUUCAACGACUACGAGAACUAUUCGGACGAGAUGAAGCUGGGCCUGCGCCGCUUUGCAUUGACUUCGAUGGACUCGCUGCGCGAUUUCUUCUUCUGGACUUGGAAGAUCGGGAACAGCGUGAGCACAGGCAAGCCAACCGCACCCAUGUGGUCGUACUCGUUGGGACUGCAGCAAGGUUGGAUGCCGACCAAUCCAAUGGUCGAAUCGAGUGGUGCCUGUGCUGCUCAAGCCUCUCGAUUGGGCACAUCGGUGCCAAUGGCCACGUGGGGAAGCGCUUUCCAGUCGUGGCAGACGGGCCGCGCAGGAAGCUACUCGCCUAACACGGCAGCCAACCCUUAUCCGCCGCAGUCGCUCGUCUCGGCGAACACUCCCGUUUCGUUGAUGCCCAGCUACACGGCCACCAAGUCAUUCACGCCUGUCCCGGCUCCCACCCUGUCGGUGACUGCCACGGGAGCUGGACAGCCGACCGCUGCCCCCACGAUUGGCUCCGUGUUCCGACCGGAUCUCAACAGUCCUGUCUAUACCGAGAUCAGCGGAUGCAACUAUCCCUCUGAUCAGUACAAUUUGGGCGGCUACAGUGCCUCCGGAUGGCCGUGUAGCGGCUGA
Kalmanozyma brasiliensis GHG001 is the source of this 2640-nucleotide messenger RNA. Its product is annotated as Glycoside hydrolase, family 5. Gene Ontology annotation, molecular function: beta-glucosidase activity. The coding region runs from base 1 to 2640 and encodes 879 amino acids. Lineage: Eukaryota; Fungi; Basidiomycota; Ustilaginomycetes; Ustilaginales. The record is from RefSeq and is a predicted model, not a curated record. Gene Ontology annotation, cellular component: cell surface; extracellular region. Gene Ontology annotation, biological process: glucan catabolic process. The transcript has a single exon.